Vanessa tameamea is the source of this 2658-nucleotide messenger RNA. Its product is annotated as ribosome biogenesis protein BOP1 homolog. The transcript has 15 exons. Gene Ontology annotation, biological process: ribosome biogenesis; maturation of LSU-rRNA from tricistronic rRNA transcript (SSU-rRNA, 5.8S rRNA, LSU-rRNA). The coding region runs from base 123 to 2624 and encodes 833 amino acids. The record is from RefSeq and is a predicted model, not a curated record. Gene Ontology annotation, molecular function: ribonucleoprotein complex binding; protein binding. Gene Ontology annotation, cellular component: preribosome, large subunit precursor; PeBoW complex. Lineage: Eukaryota; Metazoa; Arthropoda; Insecta; Lepidoptera; Nymphalidae.
GUGUGUCUGUCAUCUGAGUAUCUGUGUUUGACAAUUCCAAUGUUUUGUAAAAACACGUGUCUAGCCAUGCAAAGCGAUUUAUGAUUAUGAAUUUUAUUAAAUGUUUUAUUAUAUAAUUAAAAAUGCCUCCAUAUAAAGCUGGUUUAAAACGAAAAGUUACAUCAGACAAAAAAAGUGAUAAUGUUGUUGAAGAUAAAGAUUCAAGUAGUGAUAAUGAAAUAGAAGACUUGCUCCAAGGGGAUUUGGAUAAGGAAAGCGAUGCAACGGACUCAGAGCAUGAACAAGAAGAUGAUGGCUCAGAUGGCGAAAGAGACGAAGUUCUAUUUGAUGACAGUGCAGACUCAGUGCUAGAAGAAGAUCCACAGUCUGAAGAAUCUAUAGAUGAAUCAUCAGAUCUUUCAGAUUCUGAAGACAAUGAAUCAGGAGAUAGUGCAGAUGAUGAUGAGAGUCAACCAGAAUCUGAUGAAGAACAGAGUGCUGAUAGUGGUGCUGAAACGGGAACGGCUCCAUCAGCAUCUGGUUCAAGUGAUGAAUCAAAUAAAAAGAAUCAGAUUUUAAAAAAUGAAAAUGAAAAAAGUAAUAUUAAACAGGCAUCUACAAAAAAAAAAGCAUUAAAGCAGAGACAGAAGAAAAAAAUGAGCAGCAUAGAUGUUUUAGCUAGUAAAAUACAAGAAGCUAAAGUUUCUACUGAACCGGUUCAACAAAAAGAUGAGUAUGAAUCAGGCGACACCUCAGAUGAAGAGGAUCGAGUAAAUACGGCUGGGGAAGUUCCCAUGUGGUGGUACAAUGAGUAUCCACAUGUAGGGUACGAUCUUGACGGUCGUCGCCUCAUCAAACCACCACAACGGGAUCACAUUGAUGAGUUCCUCAAGAAAUGUGAAGACCCAGAGUUUUGGCGAACAGUGCGUGACCCCUCCACAGGACAAGACAUCGUGCUUUCCAAGGAGGACCUGCAGAUGCUGGAGCGCUUGCGACAAUCACGUGUGCCCAGUGCAACACAUGAUGAAUAUGAGCCGUGGGUGGAGUGGUUCAGUCGCGAAGUGCUGGCGACGCCGCUGCGCGCCUUCCCCGAACACAAGCGCUCGUUCCUGCCCUCGCGCUCCGAGCAGAAGCAGAUCUCGCGCAUCGUGCACGCCCUGAAAAUGGGCUGGACCAAGACCAGGAAGCAGAUAGCCGACGAGAGAAAGAAGAAAAAGGAGCGGCAGUUCUACAACCUGUGGGGCGCGGGCGGGCAGGUGCGCGCGCCGCGCUCCCUCCCCGCGCCGCGCCGCGCGCUGCCCUCGCACGCCGAGAGCUACAACCCGCCGCCCGAGUACCUGCUCGACCGCCGCGAGAUGAAGGAGUGGGACAAGCUGAGCGAGACGCCGUGGAAGCGCAAGUACACGUUCCUGCCGACGCGCCACGCCAGCCUGCGCGAGGUGCCCGCCUACCCGCGCUACGUGCGCGAGCGCUUCCUGCGCUGCCUCGACCUCUACCUCGCACCGAGGGCGAUCAAGAUGCGCUUGACCAUCAAUGCAGAGGACCUCGUGCCGAAGCUGCCCUCGCCGCGUGACUUGCAGCCGUUCCCCACGAGCGAGGUGUUGCGCAUCACCGGCCACGAGGCGCUCGUGCGCAGCGUGGACUUCGACCCUUCGGGACAGUACAUCGUCUCCGGCAGCGACGACGGAACCGUCAAAGUGUGGGAGACGAGCUCGGGGCGCUGCCUGCGCACGGUGCGGCUGGGCGCGGCCGUGGCGCGCGUGGCGUGGACGCCGGCGCUCGGCCUCAGCCUCGUGGCCGUCGCGCUGGGCCGCCGCCUGCUGCUGCUCAACCCCGGCGCCGACAUCGGCGCGCACCGGGUGGCCGCCGACACCGACGCGCUGCUCGCCGAGCCGCCGCCCGCGCACGACGUGCUCAUGGACGAGCGCACGUCGUCGUGCGUGCAGUGGGAGGUCGUGGACGCGGAGCAGUGGGCCCGCGGCGUGCGCGUCGCCGUCGCGCACUUCAAGCCCGUCACGCACGUGGCGUGGCACGCGCGCGGGGACUACGUGGCGGUGACGCUGGCGGAGGGCGCGGCGCGGGCCGUGGUCGUGCACCAGCUGUCGCGCCGGCGCAGCCAGCUGCCCUUCCGCCGCGCCAAGGGGCUCGUGCAGUGUGCCGUGUUCCACCCGCACCGCCCGCUGAUCUUCGUGGCGACGCAGCGCGUGGUGCGCGUGUACGACCUGGUGAAGCAGGAGCUGGUGCGCAAGCUGCAGACGGGCGCGCAGUGGAUCAGCGCUAUCGCCGUGCACCCGGCCGGAGACAACCUGCUCGUCGCGUCCUACGACCGCAAGCUCGUCUGGUUCGACCUGGAGCUGUCGGCGCGUCCGUACCAGACACUACGCCUGCACGGGGGGGCGGUGCGAGCGCUGGCCUUCCACCGCCGCUACCCGCUGUUCGCAUCGGCCGGCGACGACCGGUACCUCGUCGUGGCGCAUGGAAUGGUCUACAACGAUUUACUUCAAAACCCGCUUCUGGUCCCGCUGAAGCAGCUGCCCGGGCCCGAGCGCAGCGGCGAGCUGUGCGUGCUGGACGUGCGCUGGCACCCCGCGCAGCCGUGGCUGCUGGCCGCCGCCGCCGACCACACCAUACGACUCUAUGCUUAAACUUCAAUUUUCAUAAAAUAUAUACAAAAUUAUA